ACUUCGAUAAACCGUCCGCUCGAUCUUGCGAAUCCCAGAAUUCUGAUUGGUUGUUUAUACAUUCAUGUACUUCGCUGUGUAAACAAAGACGAAAUGGGAUUUUUGUGAAAAACUCUAAUGAUUUCUUUCUAAACCAAAACUCUUGCUACAUCCUGUGGAUUUAUUUGGCGCCCGAAUGCGAAACGAUUUGAAUGUCGGAUGUUUGAGACGGUUUUGUAGAUUGGUUCUGACUAUGAAGUUAUCGCGAUGGAUGCAGAUACAGGAGAAACUAAUCAAGAUAUCCCUAAUGUGCGCCCACUGAAGUGUCGGUUCAAUGCAACCUCUGACCUGGCUCUCCUUGAUUUGAUCAAACACUACAAUCCCUACGUUGCUGAUAACAGGACCGCUGCCUGGAAAGACAUCGUGCGAUCGCUCAACGAGACCAAGAUUUUCCCAAAACCUCUCACAGACAGAGCCGUCAAGGAGCGGUUUGCAAAUUUGGUAGCUUGGUUUAAAGCCAAGGAUUUGCGGAAUAAAAGCCGGAGUGGUAGUGAAGAGCAGUACGGGCGGAUGGAGUCCCUUCUGACUGAAAUGUGUGAAAUUAUUAAAGAUUCCGAAGAAACAGAAGCGGAAAAAACGCCUUUUGCUGUGAUAGCCCGAGAGAACUCGUCAAAGUCUCCCUGAGUUAGCCAAGGCUGGUUAAGGGCAGAGAGCAAUCGGGACCAGUGACAGUCAACCAAUCGCAGCGUAUGAUAAAAUAUUCGCGCCAGAGACCCAUGAGAUCUUCCGAAAAUACUCCGAAGAUCACACCAUCGAUUAGGAUACGACAUCCUUCGUAACAAAAUACACAAGGCCUCUACACCAGUACUUCUAUCUCGUUCUACAGUACGAACGAGAUCCGGGAUGCGCAAAGCCAUCCGUAGGCGAUCUAUAUCAUCCUUCCGGACUCGAAACAUCCUCCAACAAUCCAAAUCCGAGAAGCGGUCGAGAUGAAAAGGUUUUUCGAUCCAAGCCUCCUGCUUUUCACGGUAAUACGCUUCAUCCUGUCUUCUUUUAAGGAGUCUUAGUGCGGUAAAUUGUCUUCUGUCUAUUCGUCCUGAUCUCAAUAAAUGGGCAAUAAUAAAGAAACGCAUUUUCACUGAAAGAAAUUUGAACUCAGAUGUUAAAAAUGCUGCUACGUCUAAGAUCUUCCCAAAAAAUUAAAAAUGAAGAACGGUAAUCGUGCGUGGUAUAUCGUACGGUCCCAAACAGUUGCGAACACACAACGUCUUCUCCGGUGCACUUCCGAUACGGUCCG
Messenger RNA from Paramacrobiotus metropolitanus, 1276 nucleotides. RefSeq lists its product as uncharacterized. The transcript has 2 exons. Bases 247 to 663 code for a protein of 138 amino acids. The record is from RefSeq and is a predicted model, not a curated record. NCBI's taxonomy places the organism in Eukaryota, Metazoa, Tardigrada, Eutardigrada, Parachela, Macrobiotidae.